Blastomyces dermatitidis ER-3 is the source of this 4249-nucleotide messenger RNA. Its product is annotated as glyoxal oxidase. The coding region runs from base 1514 to 3808 and encodes 764 amino acids. The record is from RefSeq and is a predicted model, not a curated record. Gene Ontology annotation, molecular function: chitin binding. The transcript is spliced from 5 exons. Lineage: Eukaryota; Fungi; Ascomycota; Eurotiomycetes; Onygenales; Ajellomycetaceae.
AUAAAAAAUAAAAAAUAACAUACAUCGACGGCAACAUGACUCACGACGGCCGUAUGGUGAGGCAAACGAAUAUCUUUGCGUUCAUAGUGAACACCAUCCUUUGGCGUGCCAUUAGGCGGAGACGGGGAUUCGUCUUCCUCUUCGACAAUGAAAGCACCCUUGACGUUUAUCUUCACGGAACCCGGGUUUGUCAUUGCCUCCUCAAUGCGUCCAGCGAAGCCGCGAUCUUCGGAGUGCGACUUGCGAUGCCUGAGGCGGGCGGCAGCAGUGGCCUCGGUGAGAGAUCUUCUGGCACUACGCAUGGCGGCGCAAAGUCAGGCGUGGGAGUGUUUGGUCGCAUUUGAUGGUCAUUAUAAUAAAGAAUUUCAACAAGCCUGGGAGGGGGGUUUUUUGAGUGUUGAGGUUUUUUUUGCGGUCGCCGUGCCCACGCUUACCGCGUAUAUCUCCUUCUGGCCGGGAGUUCAAUGGAUGGCGCCGAGGAAAUGGGGGUCGAGGGCGGACGGGCGCCGAGGAUGACGUCGAAAAACCGGGGCAAUCGGUGAUACAAGACAAGGAAGAAUGGCAUCGCGCGAUAUAAAAAUCGAAUUGAGGAGAAUGUUGGAUAUUCUUGGGUGGUGAUGGCUGUCAACCGCUGCCGAUGUUUCUCCAGCAUGCAUUUCUCAGCCCAGACGAACCCCCGAUUGGCGGCUGGGCACAAGCCAAGCGGAAACAGACCAACAGCGCCUUAAAUAUAAAAUUGAUAUUAAUAAGAUAUUAUUUAACUAGCAUUCUAAGCAUUCGCUUUUAUUAUUACCGAUUUUAUUCUCUAAAUAUAACUAUAUAUACCGCGCGUGUUGAUCGUGCGUCUACUCCGUACAGCUAAGGAUAAUGUUGGUCUGGACUCAACCAAGGGGAGGCGACAUAGAACGGUUCGAUCCACAAAAUAUCUUUCUUCUGUCUGCGUCUGCUGUUUCCGGGAAUAUCAAAUGCUGAUGAUAUUCGCCUAUUCUCUGGUUUGCUCUUACUCUUCUUUUUUCCAAACUGCAAAACAUCCUCUCCGUCGUGGCUGCUGUCUGGACAUCCAUGGCAGUGACGCGCGAUCAUGGCUGCACAAGAAAGACCGCUCGAGGGUGUUGAUAAUGAAUAUUUUGCAACCUUGGGUGAGAGAAUUGUUAGUAAAUGAAAUCAGACGUGAUCAUACAUAUUCGUAUACAGUACAUCACAGUGAAUCUUGUGCUAUCGAUUCUGGUAUACCACAGUUGCGGUUGCUGCCAUCUGUCUUGUUCAUCAUUUUACAAUCACAGGGGCAUUUAUUCCCCCCCAAAAACAAGACAUUAUCUGCCGUAGAUGCCUUCCAGGACAUCGCAGUUUAUCCAUGGGAACUGCAUGUCUCGAUCUCGAUCUCGAUAUUUAGUCUGAACGCGGUUUCUGGUUGCUUCGCUAUCUUUACCGAAUCACUCUCCAGUCCUUUGGUUAUUAUUCUUCAAACCAUUACCAUCAGCCUAUCCGAGUCAUCGACUCACCUCCCUCGAAGAUGAAGCUUCUAUUACUCCUGUAUCUCGUCUGCUUGGUUCACGCAAACAUCAUCUUCGAGCAUUCCCCUCUUAAGUGUGACCCGAUUUUGCCAGCAUUUCAGGGAUGUUUUCGUGGCCAGCACUGUUCGCGGCGUGGAAUAUGUGAGGACGAUGAUCCGCAUGCCUCGGAUGGUUCUCAAGUGUCAACAACUCAACCAUCAUAUUUUGCAACAGAUAGAGCCGAACCUGCCACUUCGUCACCCAUAUUCGAUCAGGUGGUAUCACAGGAGGGUGGAGAUGAUACUUGCGAUCUACAGAGUGGCGAUGGCGACGCCGACGGGAAUCGAAUCGCGAAGGGCACAUAUACUCCAGGCGAUUCUCAGAACUUGGAACAUCCAAGUGAACAUGUCAUGGCUAGCGCACAUAGCCUUCUCUCCACUAGGACCCCCCAAGGCCCCAAGCCUGCAUCAAAGUUAUUAACUCGAAAGACAUAUGAUACCAAACUGAGACAAAGGCAGGAACAAGAAAAGCCAGAAGAAGGGUCUAAGGAAACCAUUGACGGUCUUUGCGGCCCUGACAACGGUAAUACCAUUUGCGGUGAGUGGCCGGCAGGACCGUGUUGCUCCGCGUACGGUUUUUGUGGGAACACCUCAUCUCAUUGUGGCCCUGGCUGUCAGUCAGGGGCAUGUGAGACAGAAAACCUUUUCGAGCUUCUGAGUCCCAGUACCUAUCAGCCAGACACGGUUCACGGAACGUUUAAAGUUGUUGGCCAAUCCGGGGUUCCCGCAAUGUCUGCCGCUCUUCUGGCCAAUGGUCGGGUUGUAUUCGUAGACAAGGUCGAAAACUAUACCCAGCUAGUCCUAGACAACGGUCACUAUGCGUAUUCGUCUGAAUAUGAUCCGCUGACGAACGAGGUAGUGCCAUUGGGCUAUAAGACAAAUGCGUUUUGCUCAGGUGGAGUAUUUCUAGAAGAUGGGCGCCUGAUCAACCUUGGUGGAAAUGCUCCGUUGGCAAUGGACCCUACAGUUGGCGAUGGAUUCCGAGGAAUUCGAUACCUAACACGACCUUUAGAGGAUGGAGGUUGGGACGGAACGCCAUGGGAUGAACCGGGUAACGAGCUUUCAUCGAACAGAUGGUAUGCAAGUGCUCAAAUUCUUCGCGAUGGAACAGUGUUCGUUGCUUCUGGUAGCCUUAAUGGGCUCAAUCCUUCCGUGAUAGCGAACAACAACCCGACAUACGAGUUUCUCGAUAAAAAUGGAAUUUCUCAUGGCCAGAGCGUCUUAUUUCCAAUUCUCGAAGAAAACCAACCUUACUACAUGUACCCAUUCCUACAUCUUUUGAAGGACGGCACCGUUUUCGUGUUUGUUGCACGGUCAGCUGAAGUUUUCGAUGCCUUUGGUCAGGAGACGGUUAAAAAACUGCCAGACCUGCCUGGUGAUUACCGUAGUUAUCCAAAUACUGGAGGGAGUGUCCUUCUGCCUCUGAGCGCCGCAAAUGGAUGGGAUGAUGACAUAAUAGUAUGUGGUGGAGGAGCAUUCGUGGGGAUAGCCAGUCCAACGGAUCCGACAUGUGGACGAAUUAAGCCAUUGGCGGAGGAUCCUCAGUGGGAGCUUGAGCUGAUGCCCGAAGGUAGAGUUAUGAUAGAAGGUAUGAUACUUCCUGACGGAAAGAUACUUUGGCUCAAUGGUUGCAACCGUGGUGCACAAGGAUUUGGGAUCGCAAGAGACCCGUCCUUUGACGCAUGGAUCUAUGACCCCGACGCUGCCGUGGGCCGCCGGUGGAGUGUCGGGGGCCAGUCAGAAAUCGCACGAAUGUACCACUCUGUCGCGCUCGUUUUGUUAGACGGUACGGUUAUGGUUGCGGGAUCAAACCCUGUGGAACAACCGGUCCUGGUACCCAAUCCCGACAUUGAGGAACUAGCAUUCGUCACCGAGUUCAGGGUAGAGAUAUAUACACCUCACUAUCUCUUGGACGGAAAAGACAAAUUUCGGCCAUACGAUGUUGAGUUACCUAACAAACGUUUCCCUGCGGAUAGUAGGCGAUUCAUGGUGAACUUCAAAGUCAAUGGAGAACCCGAAGACCUGCGCGUGGUGCUCUACCAUGGUGGGUUCGUUACCCACUCGCUACAUAUGGGCCAUCGGAUGCUAUACCUGGAUCAUGAGGGCUACCAUCCUAAUCGCAUAAGGCAAAGAAUUUUGGUUACUAUGCCGCCGGAUAACAAUAUUGCGCCGCCUGGGCCAUAUGUGGUUUAUAUUGUGGCGGAUGGGGUGCCGAGCGUUGGACAGUUUGUGAUGGUUGAAUGCAGCGUUAAUUAGGGAAUUAAGUUAGAGGGGAAAUGGAAGAUGGUGAUUCCCUUCUUCUAUUAUUUUCGUUGCUUCUCACUUCCAUUUGCGUUUCACUCGCCUUCUUUUUUUUCCUUCAUCUUCAAUCUUCAAGGGUAUGGGUUUGCUUGAACGUUAUGGUUUCUUCUGUAUCUUUCUCUUGGCGAAUAUUAUGCGGGUAAGGAACACUCCAGCAGUCUUUUAGUUUACUAGAGAUACCCAAAUAGUCUACGACAAAAGUCAUCGAUUUUCUAUUACCCCCUCCCUCAAUGGCGGUGGUAAGUCAUCCGGAGUUCAUGAAUGUAUUUUAUACUUCCUAGUUGGAAGGUUUUCUCCUUCCGUACUAUGCAAGUUCAGAGCAAUCGGAAAAUGGAUGAUCCGCUUUUCGGCAAAUUCUCUUACUUCCACGACUCGGACUUGUUUAAAUAUGCAUCC